AUGGGGGUCCUACUGAAUAUGUUUGGUCAAGGCAUGGUGCUGAGUUAUCCUUCUGUACUCUUGCCAGCGCUUUUGUCUCCCAACUCCAUCAUUAAAACUGAAUUUCAUGAGGCUUCAUGGGUUGGAUCGUGUAUUGGCUUCGCGGGGAUACCUGGAUUUCUGUCGUCUUCUUUUCUAAUGGAAAUGUAUGGAAGAAAGAAAGCUCAUGUGGCUGUGUUGAUACCUGGGAUAGUCGGUUGGCUGAUAAUUUACUUUGCCACAAGUAUACCGGUUCUGCUGUGCGGUAGAUGUUUAUGUGGAUUUGCUGCAGCAGCUACAGUAUCUCUCGGAGCUAUUGUGAUAGGAGAAUAUACUAGUCCCAAAAAUAGAGGAAUGUUCCUUAAUUUGAAGACAGCAGCUGUGUGUUUAGGCAAUUCGGCCGUCCAUAUUUUUGCUCACUUUUUUAACUGGAAAACAAUAGCUCUCAUAGCUGUUGUUCCUCAUAUGUUAUCACUGAUUAUAAUCUUUACAUGGCCUGAAAGUCCGUCUUGGCUUGCGUCCAAGCGACGAUUUGAAGAAAGUCAAAAGUCAUUCUAUUGGUUGCGAGGGAACGAUAAGAGAGCUAUCCUAGAAAUGGAAGACUUACUUAGAGCACAAAAAGAGAAAUUGUCGCAAUAUCCUGAACACGUGAAUAACUCUAACUUAAUUAUGGACUUUAUACGUAAAUUUAAAGAAAGAAGUUUUGUGAAACCACUCAUUAUAGUCUGUUUCGCUGGACUUUUACUGGAAUCCUGUGGAAGACACAUUUUCCCAGCAUUCGCUACGCAAAUAAUUGGAGAAAUUACCUCAGAUAAAUCUCAAUCUUUCUACUAUACUUUGGGUAUAGAUAUAAUCAUCACAGCGAGUGCUUUAUUCUCAUCAUUCCUCGUGAAAAUCAUGAAAAGGAGAACACUUCUCUUGGGCAGUGGUUUUAUAGCACUAUUUAUUUUGUUUUGUGUGUGUUUGUAUAUGCUACUAUCAGCCAAAGGAAUUGUUUCGAAUGAAAGGACUUGGAUUCCUAUUUUAUUAUUUACUGUGUAUUUCAUUGUUUCUAAUUUAGGAUGUACACCGAUUCCGUUGGCAUUGUUGGGUGAAAUAUUCCCUCUUGCUCACAGAGGAGCUGGUUCUUGCGUCUCCGGUUUUAUUUUGUGCGUUUAUCUUAUGAUAGCCAUGCAAGCCACUCCAUAUCUGUUAGUUACUGUGCAAGUUUACGGCACUUUUGCAGUUUUUGGUACUUUAAUGGGGAUGUCGCUGAUCGGUCUAUAUGUAACUCUUCCUGAGACCAAAGACAGAACGUUGCAACAGAUUGAAGACUACUUCCAAACUGGAAAGUUCAGAAAUGAGAACCUUGGAAUAGAUGAAGUCAAUAUGAAAAUGCUUCAAUCAUAG
Danaus chrysippus (African queen) is the source of this 1407-nucleotide messenger RNA. The record is from the annotation of a GenBank genome assembly. Lineage: Eukaryota; Metazoa; Arthropoda; Insecta; Lepidoptera; Nymphalidae.